Messenger RNA from Dissoconium aciculare CBS 342.82, 2692 nucleotides. RefSeq lists its product as uncharacterized. The transcript is spliced from 4 exons. Lineage: Eukaryota; Fungi; Ascomycota; Dothideomycetes; Mycosphaerellales; Dissoconiaceae. Bases 202 to 2373 code for a protein of 723 amino acids. The record is from RefSeq and is a predicted model, not a curated record. Gene Ontology annotation, molecular function: FAD binding.
AAGACCUAUGUCAAGCAAGUCAAGCAAGUCUCAAUCUACGGCUUGACUUGAUUACUCAUAAAAACCUGGCCGACUUGACUUGGUGACUAACCGCAUUUGGAUCAAGUCAAGCAAGUCAAGCAAGCCGGACUUGCUUGUGGCCACCUCUGUUCGUGGAAAAUUAGGUCUGAUCGUUUGGCUACGUGUAUAUAUAUAUCAAAGAUGAUGGAUACAUUACAUCUCGCAAUCUGGAAACUCCGCAAAGACCUGGCAUUUGACUUGUGCAUCAUACGUGACUACCAAACAUCCGCAACUCAGGAACAACGGGUCAAAAUGACCUCGUCUAUCCCGACGUCCGAGACCGACGUGCUCGUCGUUGGAGCAGGGCCCGCAGGUCUUAUUGCCAGUUGGUGGAUCGCGAGGUGUGGUCUCGGCGUUCGCGUAGUGGACAAGGACCCGAAUGCAUUGCUUCACGGACGAGCCGAUGGUAUGAGAGCUCGUUUGGUGGAGAUGUUCGACAGCAUGGGAUAUGGACUACAGGAAUCUGUCCUCAAGGAAUCUUUUCCUCUCCUCAAAUCUGCUAGUUGGCUUCGUGAUGCCAACGGACACAUCCAACGUGUAGAGCAAUUGCCGCUCUACGAGGAUCAUCGUCGACCAUUGGUCACACCGUACCAACCGGCGGCUUUGUCUCAGGGACGAAUUGAGCAACUCAUCCAGCGCGCGAUCUCGGAUGUUUCCGAUGGCAAAGUGCGCGUGGAACGAGGACGCGAAGCAGUCAGUCUUGUCAUCGAGAAAGAACUUGCCAAUGACGCCGACGCUUUUCCUAUUGCAAUCACCCUGCAAGACUCGGACAAAGGCUUCAGUGCCAAUAGCAAAUAUAACGGCUCGGCCACUAUCACUACGCCGGAUUGGCACAAUGAAGACAAGCCCGCGACGACAAAUGGUACCAGUGACCCAGAAGGCAAACACACGGCCUCGAAUCCCGAGACAAAUGGCGAAACUCGCAACUUGGAGACCAUUCGAGCGAAGUACGUGAUCGGAUGUGAUGGUGCCAGAAGCUGGCUCCGCAAACAACUUGGGUUCAAGACCGAAGGGUCUCAUACCAAUACUGUCUGGGUUGCUUUGGACAUAUACCCGCUGACAGACUUCCCCGACGUGCGACGACCCACUGGCGUGCAGACCACCUACGGCACCACGUUGAUGAUUCCUCGCGAAAAAGGUCUCCUUCGUAUCUACAUCCCCUUUGGCGAAGACGGAAAGGACGCAACUCGCGCUGGCGUGACCUUGGAGCAAGCCCGCACCCGAGUUAAGGAGGCCUUCCAGCCGUACCAAUUCGAUUUCGAGAAAUGUCAAUGGUGGUCUGCCUACAGUCUUGGGCAGCGCUACACCGAGACUGCUACCCAUGCUGAGACGGCCCGUAUCUUCUUGUGUGGAGAUGCUUUACACAACAACUCGCCAUUGAUUGGAUUGGGCCUGAACGUCAGCGCCCAGGACGCAUGGAACUUGGGCUGGAAGAUUGCGUUGGCUGUCAGCGCACCCUCUCAAUUGAACCGAAGAGCGUUCCUUGAUUCCUACGAGACGGAACGCUUGCCUGUGGCGAAACGACUGGUUUGGUACGACCGAAACUGGACAACCCUAUUCAAUAAAGCUCUUGUCGAACCUGGUGUUAUUAUCCAACGCUACCACGAGUUCCGGAAUUUCUCGGAUUCUUACAUCUUGGAGUAUCCGGACAGCGCCCUCGUCUCAAGGUCACUGAGCACUCAAACCGCCUCAUCCAACCUUCUCGUCGGCGAGUCCUUCACGCAUGCCCGUGUAGUGAUGCAAGCAGAUGGACAGACCUAUUGGACCAGUGCUCGCCUGAAAGCUAAAGGUCAAUUCCAUAUCGUGCUUCUUGCCGGUGACAUUGGAGCAAAGGAGCAAAAGAACCGAGUUGAUGGAUUCUGCGACCAGCUUCUCAAUCGCAAUCAAGGAAAAUCUCUGCUCUACGACCGAUACCCUUACUGCUUCCCUACCGAAGCCUCCGAUUAUGACCGUUCCGAUGUCGACCGUGGCCGCGAGGCCUCUAUGAUCAACCUCAUCGCAAUCCACACCUCCGCAAAAGACCAUCCUCUACUCGAAUUCCAUGAGGCGAUGCGCGGUCCGAACCAUUCCAGAUUCGGAUGGGAUGCAUCGAAAGUGAUGGCCGAUAUAGAGGUCCCAUACGAUCGAUACUGCGAUGGAACUGCUUAUUCGACAUGGGGCGUGGAUCGUACCAAGGGUGCAGUGGUUGUGCUUCGGCCGGAUUUACACAUUGGGUGGAUUGGGAAUCUCGAAGACUAUGCUCAACUGGAGAAAUUCUUCGAGGGAGCUCUUGGCCAGGCUUGGGAUGUCUCUGGCGGAAAGAUUUUGCCAUGAGGUCGUCUAGCAGGAGCUGUAUGACCGUAAUUCCCCAAUAGAGACUCAUAAGAUGUGAUACUUUAAUAGAGUCGUCUGUUGCAUACUCAGAACUCGCAUAUUCAUUCAAUUUGAGGUUUAAGACAGCUGUACAAUCCCUCGAGGGAUUUAACGCACUGUAGCUUCUUUUAUGCAUAUAGUCUAGAAAGAAGCACAAAUGGAACACUUCGAGCAAGUCGACGAUCUAAAUCAUCUGGCGGUAUUUUACAUUUCCCGAAGUCCUCACUCAGCAUCGUCUCCAAAUAACGCUCUACCUUCUUUAGAAUUGAGGUAAUGAUUC